Messenger RNA from Chlamydomonas reinhardtii, 2110 nucleotides. RefSeq lists its product as uncharacterized. The transcript is spliced from 11 exons. The record is from RefSeq and is a predicted model, not a curated record. NCBI's taxonomy places the organism in Eukaryota, Viridiplantae, Chlorophyta, Chlorophyceae, Chlamydomonadales, Chlamydomonadaceae. Bases 376 to 1929 code for a protein of 517 amino acids.
UUGAAACUUGUCAGCAAUUUGUAACUUUGCAUUUGACAAUUUCUGGAUCCAUGGAAGUUGUUUCCUAUUUCCCGUAGCCUGAUCGCGACUCAAGGGUCAUGACGUGACACCGGCUAUUCCGUAACAGACAUGCAUGAAGUAUUCAGAAAGAAAUAUGCAAUUGAAAAGCCGGAUAGGCGGGUACGUAUAGAAUGCUGAAUAGCUUGCACAUAUACUCGUAUAUAAUGCAAACCUUUGCGGUUGUCUCUAUGCCAUAUAAAAUCCAAUCCUAAAUGCUGCUAGAGUGCACAGCCAGGCUUGGAUGGCACGGAAACAGCUACUGCUAUAAACGGUCGCGGCCAUCACAUCCAAGGUUACAACCUGGAAGCACUUCAAAUGAGUCCCUGGGGCACUAGCAGGGCGGGGCUGCUGGCGGUCCUCUCCGUCAUGCUGUGGUGGACAAAAGUCGCUGGAGCUGAGCAGCACAUCGAGCGCCACGGCGCUGACACCGCUGCUGGCGCACAAGUGGAUAGACGGGGACAUGGCGUCGGCGCGGUGGCGUCAGCGGGGGCAGCAGCAGCGCCAGCAGCCGUCGCCUAUCUGGCGACGGCAGCAGCAGUAGUAGGCCCCAAGGCAGUGGGAGCAUUCGCAUUAGCAGGAGCAGGAGCGGAGGCAGUUUUAGUAGACAACAAGGGCGCUGGGGCGCUGGCGGAGGCUGAGGCGGAGGCAGGCUCAGCACUGCUAGCACGCCGUGACCGCGGUCGUCGGCGGCUGCAGCAGCAGGCGGGUUUGGGCAGUGACAGGGCGCAGGCGUAUGCCAGUCGGGCAGUUGCUGGUGUCAGCCUUGACGGUCGUGGUGGCGGCGGUGGUGGUGGCGGUGGCGGGGCCGGAGGCCGGCGCAAGAAGCGGCGGGGCGGCAGCGGCCGCGGCGUGGGCGCAGGGGCUGCCGCCGCUGCCGCCAGUCGGACUGCGGGCAUACACGUCAGCGCCUGGGAUGCAGCCGCCAACGCAGACCGACUGGCGGUGGUGGUGCUGCUGACUGACCUGGACUACAAGUCCGCCAACCGCACCGCCAUGCUGCACGCCAGUCUGCGGCUGGCGGCCGCGCACCUGCUGCCCACCACCCCCGCCGUGUUCUACAUCUUCACGGUGGCUGACCAACUGCCGCUGCUGGCGGCGGGGCUGCGGGACAUUGUGCAGCAGCAGCAGCGGGGCUCGGAGUGGGUGCGACUGCUGGCGGUGCCGGUGGAGAGCUGGGUGCUGCCAGCGUCAGCAAACGACACCAAACUGUGGCGCGGUCACUGGAAUCAGAACUAUCGCCUGAUGGGCGACUGGCGGCUGAGCUUCAUGCCGCGAUUCGCCAGGGACAUGGGCCACCGGUAUGUGCUGCAGAUGGACGAUGACUCAUUCAUUGUGGGGCCGGUGGACCGCAACCUGGUCCAGCUGUUCGACCGGCGGCGGCUGGCGCUGGGGGUACAGAAGCUGGUGCGGGACCCGCCGCUAGUCACUUGGGGCCUGCCCGAGCUGGCCAAGUACUUCAUACUCACGCAUCAGGUCCGGCCAACCACCCUGUUCCAGCACUGUGACCCGCCCGGUCUGCGGGGGCUGUACUCGGCACUGGACGAAAAGCUGGACAUUACGCCCGAGGCCCUGGCCCUGGGGGAGAUGUUUGAGGAUGUCCCUCGCUCGGGCGGCUGGGACCGCACCAUCCUGAACGGCAACUGCGUCAUGAUCAGCCUGGACUUCUGGUUCAGCAGCCUGGUGCAGCGCUUCGUGCAGCUGUGCCGCGCCAGCGGCGGGUCCGUCAUGUACCGAUGGAACGAGCAGGCGGUGCUGGGCAUGGUGGCGCAGAUAUUCGCGAGCCAGGAGCAGCUGCUCAUGUUCACCUUCCCAUACGCGCACAGAAUCGCUCACACCGAUGCGCUCAAGAUGGGUGGCCUUGCCGACUAGGCCACCACAGCUGUUACCCUGCGGCGAGGCACUGGAUGUCCGGAACCAUCCUCGUGUGUUUUGCAGCGUCCCCAAGGCGCACGGCAUCAUGGUGGAACACGAAAAGUCAUUCUAAGAUUGAUAAGUAGUAUGUAUGGCCAAACAGAUACGAAGAACCGCUGGCAGCGAUUGUCAUUUCUGU